This is a messenger RNA of Kwoniella shivajii, 1236 nucleotides long. RefSeq lists its product as uncharacterized. The transcript has 9 exons. Gene Ontology annotation, cellular component: membrane. The record is from RefSeq and is a predicted model, not a curated record. Gene Ontology annotation, molecular function: zinc ion transmembrane transporter activity. Lineage: Eukaryota; Fungi; Basidiomycota; Tremellomycetes; Tremellales; Cryptococcaceae. Gene Ontology annotation, biological process: intracellular zinc ion homeostasis; zinc ion transmembrane transport. Bases 1 to 1236 code for a protein of 411 amino acids.
AUGAUCACUCGAAGAACCUUACUCGCUCUAGCGACCAUACUGGCUUUCACAGCUGUUGUUCUGGCCAAAUCAGAAAAGACUCAGGAGUUCUUUCACUCACCUACAAAGGACACAAAGGGUCAUGGACAUGGUCAUGAUGAACAUGAGACUUCCAUGAAAGCUAUUUUCGCUACUUUGUUUCCGUUCGAAAGUCCAGCUUAUAACUCGAUUUUGGCUACAUUUUACAUCUCAUCAAUACCAAACUUCAUCCUUUUGGCUGUUCCAGCUACACUCGAGCCUUCAUCCCUCAACACAAUGAUAGCGUUCGCUACAGGUGGAUUGCUAGGAGACGUUUUCUUGCAUCUCGUACCGCAUUCUUUCUUUGGUGAAGGUGAGGGUCAUGAGGGUUGUUCAGGAGAAAGAAGUAUCAACGUUGAAGGAAAAAGGAAUAUCGUUAUUGGUGGUGCGAUCUUCCUCGGAUUCGCGGCAUUCUUCGUUUUGGAUAAAACUAUGAGAGUACUCAAUUCUUCAGCAGGGAAUGAACCUCAUUCUCAUUCACAUUCACAUUCACAUUCUUCUAUUUCUGAAGGGAAAGCAACUUCAACUUCAAUAUCAACUUCGACCGGUGGGAAUGAAUUGAGAUCGCGUAAAUCUCCUUCAGACGUAACUUCCAUUGAACCUUCUCCACCCGCAAACGCAAGCGCAAACGAAAAGGACCAUCAAGAAGAGAAGAAAGAGACUAAUCCAUCUUUAAGACUAUCUGCUUAUUUGAACUUGUUCGGUGAUUUCACUCAUAAUAUAACGGAUGGUUUAGCUAUGGCAGCUAGUUUUUACUCUAGUCCAGCUUUAGGUGCCGUAACUACCAUAGCUACUUUCUGUCAUGAGAUUCCACAUGAGAUCGCAGAUUACUCAAUCUUGAUCAAAUCCGGAUUCACGAAAUCUCAAGCUAUGGGAUCCCAGUUCUUCACUGCCGUAGGUGCAUUCGUAGGUACUUUUUUAGGCAUCUGGAUUGCGGAAACUUCAGGUGCAGGAAAUAAAGAUAUCGUCAUUAAGAUCGGUGAAGGUUUAUUUGGAACUAGUGUUGGUGCAGGUGAAUUGGUCAUUCCCAUGACUGCAGGAGGCUUCUUAUAUAUAGCGAGUGUCAGUGUCAUACCUGAAUUACUUGCAGAAUCGAGAAGCGCUAAACAAGCUUUGAAAGAGUACGCUGCAAUGGCAUUCGGUGUCUUCUGCAUGGCUGUGAUCGCUUGGAACGAGUAG